Molecule: messenger RNA, 1243 nt
Organism: Thermothielavioides terrestris NRRL 8126
Lineage: Eukaryota; Fungi; Ascomycota; Sordariomycetes; Sordariales; Chaetomiaceae
Exons: 3
Coding region: 452-1084 (210 amino acids)
Source: RefSeq, a predicted model, not a curated record
CUAAUUACAUACUCUGGGGGUAUGGUCUAGUGGUAUGAUUUCUGUUUUGCAUUGAUCCUUUGGAUCCAGCAAUACAGACGGUCCCGUGUUCGAUCCACGGUGCCUCCAGCUUUUGUUAACUCUCUUUUUGCUGAUGCUACUCACCCCAGUUACCACUCCCCAGUUCCUGAACUAGGUCAGCGACUGGAGGAUGUGUUGACUGCGCUGCCGGGACUGAGUCACCGGCAGGUGAUUCAGCAUCCAGCGGAGGUUGUUACCCAUCUAUAUCAGCUGGAUUGCUCUGGAUUACAGUCGGCCUCUACAUCAUUGUCCUCUGUCUUCCUCCUUACGAGGCAGCGCACCGUCAAUGACAGCUAGGCGAGCCAAACCACCCAAAAGGGCGGCCACCAGCCGACGCAAGAGGCCAGCGCCAGCAGCCCGCCCAUCCCCUGAGAUGAACCAAGGCAGCGCCAUGUCUGCUGCCUCUUCGUCCUCGCCAGUCUACUUCUGGCGCGACACAGAGCCUUCAACCGGCUACCUCUCGCAAUGGUACCCCUGCGCCUUCACCGACGACGCCGACCCCUCGAUCAUCUACCGCAGCGCUGAGCACUACAUGAUGUACCACAAGGCGCAGCUCUUCGCGGACCACGCGGUGGCGGCCGAGAUCCUCGCGGCGCCGCACCCGCGCACCGUCAAGGCGCUCGGCCGCAAGGUCGCCGGCUUUUCGGACGCCGUGUGGAAGGCGCACCGCGAGGCGAUCGUGCGCAGGGGCAACCUGCUCAAGUUCACGCGGCCGGCGGACGUGCGCGACGGCCGCUGGCUCGUGAAGCUCCACGGGACCGAGGAAGAGGUCAGUAUCCGGGAGCUGCUGCUGCGGACCGGGGAGAGGGAGCUGGUGGAGGCGAGCCCGAUGGAUCGGAUCUGGGGGAUCGGGUUCGGUGCGGCCAAGGCCGGGGUGGUCGGGAGGGAGAAGUGGGGAUUGAAUCUGCUGGGGAAGGCGUUGAUGGAUGUGAGGGAGCAGUUGAGGAGGGAUGGGGAGAGUGGCGGCAAGGGGGCAAAGGAAGCUGAGAAUGCGAAGCAAGAGGAUGGAGCGGAUCAGAAAUGAUAUUUCUCUGAGGGAAUGCCGACCCUUGCUUCUGCUUCGUUAUUAUCGCGAACACAAACCGUCAACACUACCUACCUGGUAGUGCUGGUCGUGCGUGGAUAUUAUUUGUAUAUACCUUAUGGACGCUGGGAAGGCAUCGCCGCUUGUUGAAGAUGCCCU